Messenger RNA from Rana temporaria (common frog), 2291 nucleotides. Its product is annotated as mucin-5AC-like. Lineage: Eukaryota; Metazoa; Chordata; Amphibia; Anura; Ranidae. The record is from RefSeq and is a predicted model, not a curated record. The transcript has a single exon. The coding region runs from base 67 to 2244 and encodes 725 amino acids.
UACUCCACUCAUCAACCAUCAGAAUCCUCCACUCCAUUGAAAACCUCACAAUCAAUCGAACCAACAAUGUCUCCAACAAUGACAGACACAAGUCCUUCUAGUACAUUGAAAAGUGAUACAUCUACUGUUUUUCAGACCUCUGAGGGAUCAACUGUAUUUAAAUCAUCUGCUUCUACUGGAGAAGUAUCUCCAUCAACCUCACCUCUUGUUCCAUCGCACACCUCCCCAGAAACACAAACAUCAACACCACCUGAAACAUCACAUUCUGUGGGCACAUCACCCACCAUGACUGUGAUCUCCACAUCCUCUACUCAUCAACCAUCAGAAUCCUCCACCCCAUUGGAAACCUCUCAAUCAAUUGUACCAACAAUGUCUCCAACAAUGACAGACACAAGUCCUUCUAGUACAUUGAAAAGUGAUACAUCUACUGUUUUUCAGACCUCUGAGGGAUCAACUGUAUUUAAAUCAUCUGCUUCUACUGGAGAAGUAUCUCCAUCAACCUCACCUCUUGUUCCAUCGCACACCUCCCCAACAACACAAACAUCAACAUCACCUGAAACAUCACAUUUAUCUACAUCAUCAGAAGUUUCCACAUCAACAGAAUCAACAUCAUCUGUGGGCACAUCACCCACCAUGACUGUGAUCUCCACAUCCUCUACUCAUCAACCAUCAGAAUCCUCCACUCCAUUGGAAACCUCCCAAUCAAUUGUACCAACAAUGUCUCCAACAAUGACCGACACAAAUCAUUUUAAUACGUUGAAAACUGACACAUCUACUAUUUCUCAAACAACUGAGGGAUCAACUUUAUCUAAAUCAUCUUUUUCUACUAUAGAAGUAUCUCCAUCAACUUCACCUCUUGUUCCAUCGCACACCUCCCCAACAUCACAAACAUUAACAUCACAUGAAACAUCACAUUCCUCUCCAUCAGAAGAUUCUCCAUCAACAGAAUCAACACCCUCUAUGGGCACAUCACCCACCAUGACUGUGAUCUCCACAUCCUCUACUCAUCAACCAUCAGAAUCCUCCACUCCAUUGGAAACCUCCCAAUCAAUUGUACCAACAAUGUCUCCAACAAUGACCGACACAAGUCCUUCUAGUAAAUUGAAAACGGAAUCAGGGAGUAUUUCUCAAACAUCUGAGGGAUCAACUUUAUCUAAAUCAUCUUUUUCUACUAUAGAAGUAUCUCCAUCAACUUCACCUCUUGUUCCAUCGCACACCUCCCCAACAUCACAAACAUCAACACCACCCGAAACAUCACAUUCAUCUCCAACAUCAGAAGAUUCUCCAUCAACAGAAUCAACACCCUCUGUGGGCACAUCACCCACCAUGACUGUGAUCUCCACAUCAUCUACUCAUCAACCAUCAGAAUCCUCCACUCCAUUGGAAACCUCACAAUCCAAUGUACCAACAAUGUCUCCAACAAUGACCGACACAAGACCUUCUAGUACAUUGAAAAGUGAUACAUCUACUGUUUAUCAGACAUCUGAAGGAUCAACUGUAUCCAAAUCAUCUUCUUCUACUGGAGAAGUAUCUUCAUCAACGUCACUUCUUGUUCCAUCGCACACAUCCCCAACAUCACAAACAUCAACACCACCUGAAACAUCACAUUCAUCUCCAUCAGAAGUUUCUCCAUCAACAGAAGGAAAAAUAUCUCUGGGUACUUCAACACCCUCCGUAACUUUACAGACAUCACCAACAUCAGGGACUUCAUUGCAUUCUGAACCAACACUGCACUCCUCAACAGUUAUGGAAAUGUCAAGUAUUUCUAAGUCUACCUCAACCAGGCCAACUGUCCAAACGUCAAGUAUUCCUCAAACAACAUUAUCAGAAUCCUUGACAGUAACGCCAAUUAUUACUCAUUUUGGAACAACAGAAAUUGGCACACCGAGUUCUUCAGUGGAAUCAAAACCAACAAUACCGGCUGAGACUUCAUAUUCAAUACCAACUCAUCCGACUUCUGAAACAUCAGAAAUCAUUCCAACAAGUUCAUCUACUGAAACAUCUUUUUCAAGUGAUAAACAGACUGGCCGGGUCACAUUAGCAUCACUAUCCAGCACUUCAGAGUAUAUUACAGGAAGAAUAAGUUCUACUGGAUUAAAGGUUUCAACAUCCAGAUCAUCAACAAUAUGUCCUCCUCAUACUUCUGGUGAUAACUGUGAGAAUGGAGACAAUGAAGUUGGCCUUGUUUUAGGUAAGAACUGGGGGUGUGAGGGAUAUGUAUGGGGUGAAAUCAGAUACAACUAAUGUUAUCGCUUUCCAAGAAAUCCCACUCCUAGCUUUGGUCUUGUAGU